UUGAUACUUUUUUAAGGAAAUAUCUUUUUCUUCUAAGAUCCGAAUUAUAAAUGUCUUUUUACAUAUAUUGAAAAACAACAUUAUUAUUUUCUUUCUAUUUAAACAAUAUUUAUAGGAUUGUGGUGAACGGAAAAGGCGUUUACCACAAUUGUCAUAUAUUUUCGCGAUUAUAUUUUUAAUGAAAGUGGUGCCGAUUUGUGUUUUUGUGGAAAAAUGGAGCAGAAGGAAAAUGAUGGUCCAGUCUAUAAUUGGCAUUGUGUUACUGACCAGUUCAUUGAAGCAUGUGACCAACUGGAACUUGGAGAACUCUUGCAUGAUUCAUCGUUUGGUUUAUUCGAAGCUAUGUCAGCAAUAGAGAUGAUGGAUGUUAAAAUGGAUGCUGGGAUGAUGUGUAAUCAGAUAAAAAGAGAAGUCAGGACCCUUGAACAAUCUGUAGAGGCAGGAAGUGUAAAGCUCAAGGACUUGCAGCACACAGAAUUAAUUGGUAUAAUGGAUGCUUCUCUAGCUUGUAUGGUAACUUGGCUGGAAGGUCAUUCACUGGCACAGACAGUGUUCACUAACCUGUAUUUCCACGAUCCAUCACUGAUAGACGACAGAUGUCUGAGAGCUUUCUCUAUAUGUAUGCUGAAAAUUGUAGAUCUGAUCCGAGAUAGAAUUAACAGGGCGGGGGUGUUUGAAGAAGAGGAUUUCCAGCCACUGACGUAUGGGUUUAAAAUGGGCAGUGAUGUUACAGAUAUGAGAUCUAUUGGUAUGAUGAAAGAAGUGGAGGAUGAUCUCAACAGAAAUAUCCGGCAUAUUAAAGGGUUAUUGCAAGGGGAGGGAGAUAAUGGUGAGAAGGAAAAAGAGUAUAAGUUGUGUGUAGCUGUGUGUACCAGGAUAAAGUUUUAUAAACUGUUAUUGUCCAUGCUGAUAGCAUUUAGUAAAGACAAGUGUGAAGGUGUGCCACAAGCGCAGAAGCUGAUUGGUCAGUUGCUAGAACUGAUACAACCAAUGAAAUCAUCUGUUAAUUUAGGAAUACAACCUGAGGAAAGAGAAGUUACAAAAAAUGAUUACCCAACAAUAAUGGGUUUUGAGCCAUUAAUCAACCAGAGACUGUUGCCACCAACAUUUCCUCGUUAUACUGUCAUACAUAGCCGUGAUUCGUCGGUGGACUACAUGGAAACAUUACUGAAUAUGUUGGAGAUGACCACAGCUGUUCUAACCGCCAGCAAUAUACAAGAUGUUUAUGAAGUGUUCAAGGAAUUCAGUAAACUGUCACCGUGUGUGUUAACAAGGUCUAUGUUACAGUUGUCAUUUUUACCUCCAAGUAGAAGAGUAUUUGGUAAACAUACACUGACAGACUUUCUAAAAGAUUCUGUGAGAGCAUUUGUCAUGCCUCCUGCACUCGCACCAAAAGCACCCAUCUAUAACAAUCCUGAUGUAAAACAGUAUGUUGAUGCGUUGAUGACCCGAGCAGUGCGACCUAUAUGUACCGUGUUACAAAUAACUGGUCACAAUCGUGCACGGCAACGUGACAAGUGGGCUCACCUGCUGGACGAGAUGGCGAAUCUUCAAGACGAGGCUGAUAAGGUAGAUGGUUUCCUGCACCAAGUUCAGAUGAAGACUGACCCCAAUAGACAGUAUGGUUCAAGUUUUGGUACCUGGGUGUUAUAUUAUACAUUACAAGUCAUGAUCAAUUAUACACUGUCAGGUUUCGAGUUAGAGCUGUACGCACCCUAUGAAUAUCAUUAUGUGUAUUGGUACCUAUAUGAAUUAUUGUAUUCCUGGUUAUUUUCCACCAUUCAGCGUGCAGAUUCCUUUGUUAUAGAUCAUGAAGCUUACAUAGAUAUGGUGAGCAGUAAAGGUAGGGGAAGUAAGAAGGGAAAGAAGAAGAGGCGUUCUAAAGGUGUUCAGAAAGAGGCUAACAUUUGCCAGGCUCAACAGAACAUGUUUGGAGGAUAUUAUAAAGCUGUGAUGGGUUUACAAUUAGCCAACAAAUUAAAACAUCCGAACUUUGAGUAUGAUAAAGAAGAAGUACGGUAUAGUCACAGAUUUGCUCCAUUUGCCUGCGUCUCAACACCACCCAUGGUUCCUUAUUCUCAGUUCAAAGGGAAAAAAAAAGGGGGGUAG
Ruditapes philippinarum (Manila clam) is the source of this 2109-nucleotide messenger RNA. Its product is annotated as N-alpha-acetyltransferase 35, NatC auxiliary subunit-like. The record is from RefSeq and is a predicted model, not a curated record. Gene Ontology annotation, biological process: N-terminal peptidyl-methionine acetylation. NCBI's taxonomy places the organism in Eukaryota, Metazoa, Mollusca, Bivalvia, Venerida, Veneridae. The transcript has 18 exons. Gene Ontology annotation, cellular component: NatC complex. The coding region runs from base 214 to 2109 and encodes 631 amino acids.